Messenger RNA from Tarenaya hassleriana, 780 nucleotides. RefSeq names its product peptidyl-prolyl cis-trans isomerase CYP18-3. The transcript has a single exon. Gene Ontology annotation, biological process: protein peptidyl-prolyl isomerization; protein folding. Gene Ontology annotation, molecular function: peptidyl-prolyl cis-trans isomerase activity. The record is from RefSeq and is a predicted model, not a curated record. NCBI's taxonomy places the organism in Eukaryota, Viridiplantae, Streptophyta, Magnoliopsida, Brassicales, Cleomaceae. Bases 77 to 595 code for a protein of 172 amino acids. Gene Ontology annotation, cellular component: plasma membrane; cytosol.
CGCCGAUUCAUUUCAUCCGCAACGAAUUCCAAAAAUAUCAGUCUCCGUUUGAUUCACUUGCCUUUCGAGAUCUGCAAUGGCGUUCCCUAAGGUUUUCUUCGACAUAACCAUCGGCGGUCAGCCCGCGGGACGGAUCGUCAUGGAGCUCUACACCGACAAGACCCCGCAGACGGCGGAGAACUUCCGCGCCCUCUGCACCGGCGAGAAGGGCGUCGGCCGCAAGGGCAAGCCCCUCCACUUCAAAGGGUCCUCGUUCCAUCGCAUCAUUACGGAAUUCAUGUGCCAGGGAGGCGAUUUCACCGCCGGGAACGGCACAGGUGGCGAGUCGAUCUACGGCGACAAGUUCAAGGACGAGGACUUCACCAGGAAACACACGGGUCCGGGUAUCCUGUCCAUGGCUAACGCGGGUCCCAACACCAAUGGAUCCCAGUUCUUCAUAUGCACCGUGAAGACGAGCUGGCUCGACGGGAAGCACGUGGUGUUCGGGCAGGUGGUGGAAGGGAUGGACGUGGUGAAGGCGAUGGAGAAAGUGGGAUCGUCGUCUGGUAAGCCUUCGAAACCGGUGGUAAUCGCAGAUUGCGGUCAGCUCUCUUAGAGUUGAUUGGCGGCUGUGGAUCUAGGGUUUCUUAGAUCUGUGUUUGGGUUGUGUGUGUGUUCUAUUUUCGUGGCUGAGACGAGAGGAGGAGUCAUGUACCUCCUCCUAAUUAAAUAAGAUAUGCCUUUUUCUGUUGUGUUAAUUGGGGAAGAAAUAUCUGAAAGUAUGAAAUCGUGGUUUCUCUC